Salvia miltiorrhiza (redroot sage) is the source of this 630-nucleotide messenger RNA. RefSeq names its product RNA polymerase II degradation factor 1-like. The transcript has a single exon. Bases 1 to 630 code for a protein of 209 amino acids. Lineage: Eukaryota; Viridiplantae; Streptophyta; Magnoliopsida; Lamiales; Lamiaceae. The record is from RefSeq and is a predicted model, not a curated record.
AUGGGCUAUCAAAGUAAACAACCGUUUUACCCACCACAACCGCAAUAUCCUCCUCAGCAGUACCGGCAGCAAUACCCGCAGCAGUACUCUAUGCCGCAAGGAAACUUUCAGCCGCAACACUUCCAGAAUGCGCAGCAGAUGCCACCGUCGAAACCGUCGCUGGAGGAGACUUUGCAGUCUUUCGUGGAGGUCAGCAAGCAGAACAUGGAGGUGACCAAGCAGAAUAUGGAAUCUCAGUCCGCAACCAUAAAAAGACUUGAGACCACCGUGGGGCAACUGUCGGGCACUUUGAACCUGUUGCAGCAGCAGCAGCAGCUCGAAAAACUUUAUGGCCAGCCCUUGCAGACUCACCAAGCUCAAGCUAUCAUUGUUCUCCGCAGUGGUAAGAUGGUGGAUAAUAAAGUGAAUGUACCAGAGCAGACUACGGUACCAGAGCAGACAUGGAUGCUAGAGCUGAUAAAGGCACCAGAGAAGACGAUACCAGAGCAGAUGUGGAUGCCAGAGACUAGGGUGCCAGAGCAGAUGAAGGUACCAGAGCAGACCAGAGUACCAGAGCAGACAUGGACACCAGAGCAGACCAGGGUACUAGAGCAGAUGAAGGUACCAGAGCAGACCAGGGUACCAGAGUAG